Messenger RNA from Saccostrea echinata, 374 nucleotides. RefSeq lists its product as uncharacterized. The transcript is spliced from 4 exons. The coding region runs from base 18 to 374 and encodes 118 amino acids. The record is from RefSeq and is a predicted model, not a curated record. NCBI's taxonomy places the organism in Eukaryota, Metazoa, Mollusca, Bivalvia, Ostreida, Ostreidae.
AAGCUCUUGGAUCAAAAAUGGCUUCUCUUAAGAUAAAUCUCCUUGUCGUCAGCAUUGCCGUGCUCUGCGUUUACGUUGUCUAUGAAAUAUCUGCUGAGUCAGCUCACUGUCGUUAUCACAGACAUACCACUUGGGACUAUCGAGUUAAGAAUUCCACUCAUGUGAAAUAUUACUACAGGGUCUACUACGGGAUCUGCAAUUCAACUGGGAACUUGGUUUUGGACUUGCGUGUUUCAGUUAAUGGCGAACCUUUGUAUUACACAAUAACGUAUUCCUUACAAAAAAGAAGCACUGAAGCAGACGAUGAAAGCUUUGAAGAAAGGGAAAGGAACAGUGUAGGAGAGGAAAGACAGACAAAGAGUGCAGAGGUAUAA